GUCACCAUGAGUUGGGUUGCGAGGAAAGCCAAUAUUCAGGGUGACGUCUGGCCCGGCCUGCCAAAAAGGUUCCAGACCUUCCUAUUCUUCAAGAUCAGGAAGCCAGAUGAAUUCAAGACGCGACUCCGAUCUUUCGUGGAUGAACAUAUCACCACGGCCCAGGAGGCUUGUGACAUGAAGAACCAGAUCUUGGCGGCAAAGACAAAAGCCAAGGACAGUGGUGUCCCGGCCAAGAUUCUGCCCUUGCCAGGCGUCAACAUUGCCUUUGCCUCGACUGGUCUAGCAGCUCUGGGAAAAUUCACCUUCAACGAGGCCGCCGUCAAGAAGGACAGAAAUCUAUCCAAGAUCUUCAAGAAGAACCAGCUCCGUGGUGGCUUGUUCGGGAAGGGCAUGUAUGAUGACCUGGUGGGUGAGGGCUGGGACGAGCCGAAAGAGCUUCGAUCACAGUUCAAGCCGUCUGCGGGAAAGCGGCUGAUUGAUGGCGUGCUGAUGGUAACGGCGAGUCGUGCGGAAGACUUGAGAUACAAAGUCCUUCGCGUCAAGGAACACUUCCUUAAGGAGCCGGGCAGUGAUGAUCCUGAUACUGUUCGGUACAGCAAUGACCCCUGCCUUGAGUUCCCGUUCACCAGCCAGGGUCGAACUCGUCCUGAAAAGGGCAAGGAACACUUCGGCUUCGAGGACGGCAUUAGCCAGCCCUUGAUCGAGGGAUUGGAUGAAGUGGCGCCCAAGGACAAAGAGCCAAAGGCUGUCAAGUCAGGAUUGAUCUUCGCCAGACACGACGGCGACCCUAUGAACCAGCCGGAAUGGGCCGAAGACGGCAGUUUCCUCGUGAUCCGUGACCUUCAACAGCUCGUCCCUGAGUUUGAGAAGUGGCUCGAAGACAACAAACACAAUGCGCCGUUCGCCGCGGACUCUGAUGACCCGAAGGAAAAGCUUGCAGCGUAUCUGAUGGGCAGAUGGAGGAACGGAACCCCCGUCGACGAGAGCCCUCACCACGACAAAGACCCAAACCUUUUCCGAUCCAACAACUUUGACUUCCACCCUGUCGACAAGCACGACAAAUGCCCCUUUGCAGCUCACAUCCGCAAGAUGCGGCCCCGCGGCGACCUGAACCACGAUCACGCGGUUAUCAUCCGUCGUGGCAUCUCCUACGGAGACGAAGUGACGCCUGAAGAAAAGGCCGCACAGAAGUCUUCUGAGGAGAAGGAGCGCGGCUUGAUGUUCGUGUGCUACCAGAGUGACAUCCGCAACGGAUUCAACUUCUUGACCACCCGCUGGGCUAGCAACCACCACUUCCCGGACCGCAAGGCGAACUUUGUUGGCGAGCACGGUCCCGGUAUCGAUGCCAUUGUGGGCCAGAGGCUUAAUCACCACCCGGAGCGCUCUAUCGGUCUGCCUGAUGGCAAGCAUCCUACUGAGGCGCGCAUUGGACUCGACCGCUGGGUGAUCCCACGAGGUGGUGAAUACUUCUUCACGCCAUCCAUCAAGGCAAUGAAGGAGUAUCUGACUGGCCCCCCUGAUUAUCCGCCAGAGCUUGCCGGCCCUUGAGAGUUGUUGUCUUUUAGGGAGCAGACCUGUUAGCCGCAUAACGAAUCUAAUAACCAUGAGCAAUUCAUCAAGAGCGGUGAACGUAUCCAUCCAGACUGAAAGUCCCCCGCUGUAUCACCACUCUGGCUGUGCGAGCGUCUGUGCAAAUAGGACCUGUGUAGUCAGCUGUCGUGAAUAAUUUGUCGCGCUAAACCCUUCGAGAAUUGCCCAGGACGGCGAUGUUAGCUUCGAAGAUAAUGUGGCGAUGCUAACGGACUACUGUCUCAUCACCGCGGACGAGACAGAGGACUAUGGAAGGUGGCCGAGAAGCUGUUUGUACAAGUGAUGGAGACUCGCAAGGCGAAGCUCGGGGCCGAUCAUCCCGACACGCUGAGCAGCAUGGCCAACCUGGCGUCGACGUACAGGAAUCAGGGCCGGUGGGAGGUAAUUUAUCUCUAUAAGAGCGGACAGGAUCCCGAGUUUUUUUUUACCAUCUAUGGUCGUAUGUGCCUAUCAUAGGCCUCACAUCAGCUCAAGUCCAUUCAUUAUUACCACUGGUGAGCAAUAUAGACGGUAAGUACCAAGUGAAAUCUGUAUGACAAUCAAGCAAUGAAGCAAUAAACUAUGAUACUAUCGUAAUAUAUCACUCUUGAACUACAUA
Neurospora crassa OR74A is the source of this 2188-nucleotide messenger RNA. RefSeq names its product dyp-type peroxidase. Gene Ontology annotation, molecular function: heme binding; peroxidase activity. NCBI's taxonomy places the organism in Eukaryota, Fungi, Ascomycota, Sordariomycetes, Sordariales, Sordariaceae. The record is from RefSeq and is a predicted model, not a curated record. Gene Ontology annotation, cellular component: cytosol. The coding region runs from base 7 to 1548 and encodes 513 amino acids. The transcript is spliced from 7 exons.